AUGCACGAGCUCAUCCACAGCCUCGGCUUCAAUCACGAGCACGAACGCACGGACAGGGACAGUUACAUCAACAUCCACCUGGAAAACGUCUUAGCAGGUAAUGGUAUCUUAUGAGACAAUGUUGAUGAAGGGAAGAUCUUAAAAUAUUCAUGUUUUCACAAUGAACAGGAACAGCGCUAGUAUCAGUUUUGAAGAUUUAAAAACAAAAUUAAUUAAGGUUGACUUCAACAAGAGAAUAAAUGUCACACAUUUGACGAUGGUGCCGAUGAUGGGUGACCAGAUGGCUUAUCUUUAGAACCCCUCUCUUAGCGCCUAUCCUUUGAUUUAUUUAUACCAGGGUUACCACUCAAUUUUUUGAAAAUUCCCAAGAUUUGUCAAAAUAUUUCCCAAUAUUUCCCAAGAACAUGAAUAUAUAUAGAAGUUUUUUUCUUUUUUAAAUCUUGGGAUUUAAAAAAAAAAAAAAAGCGAGUUUUGGACCUGAAUGGGGUAGUGAAUUCCCAAGAUGUUGGGAAAAUUCCCCAAGGUGUGGCAGCCCUGAUUUAUACCAUUACGUUUUGAUCUGGGUACUUCUUAAAAGCAUGAAACGAGACAAGCAGUGCAGGCGUCACGUUUUUGAAUUUCCCCAAUUCUAUUUAACUCAUCUUAAGCCAAGUUGUUUGUUUUUUUCUCCAGAAAUUAUUUCGAUGGAAAAAAAAAAUCUAACUAAAACCAAGUAUUUUUUACGUAAAUCCCCCCCCCCCCCCCUUUUUCUCUCCCACUGGAACUAACAGAAAAAAAACUAUGUUUAAGGUUUGACAUGAAAGAGCAUGAUAAGAAAAAGAGAACGUUGUGUCUAAAAGCAUUCUUCAUCAAACAAAAACAGGGGGAAAAAAAUAAAUAGAAAUGAGAUCAAAAGUUAAGCGUCUGUACUUCUCCCUUUGUGGGUACGCUACAGCUACCUUUGUGACAAGAAACUACCACCGGUCGCUCGUCAUCAGGUGAUAUUAAACAGGUCCACACCUCAUGCAAACAUCGUGUCUUUCCACAUUUGAAAUAAUUUAAUACACGAAGAGCGCCUUUAACCAGACGGCGUCAGUGAAAGGGUAAAAGAGGGGAAUGUUGGGGGGGGGACUUUUAAGGGGGUUCCGCCAUUUGUUAUGAUAAUAAUACAUAUCUAUAAUAUUAUAAAAUACACAAAUAGCAUAAUUCCAUUGUUACAUGUCAACAUCAAAAAAAGUGAUUACCUUUUUCCCCCAGAGUACCAGUCGCCCCCUCCCCCCCCCCCCCCCCCCCCCCGCCCCCCCCCCCCCCCCCCCCCCCCCUUUAGAGCACCGGUUUGCCUUUGUCGUUUCGAAAAUGAUUACCAUUCUCCCCCCAGAGUACCGGUUUGCCUUUGCCGUUUCGAAUGCAGCCAGAGUAACCAACCAGAACACCGCCUAUGAUUUCAACUCCAUCAUGCACUACGGUCCUUACGCCUUCGCCAUUGAUCACACCAAACCCGUGAUAACCCCG
Molecule: messenger RNA, 1491 nt
Organism: Lymnaea stagnalis (great pond snail)
Lineage: Eukaryota; Metazoa; Mollusca; Gastropoda; Lymnaeidae
Source: the annotation of a GenBank genome assembly